Chinchilla lanigera (long-tailed chinchilla) is the source of this 7282-nucleotide messenger RNA. RefSeq names its product calcium channel, voltage-dependent, P/Q type, alpha 1A subunit (gene Cacna1a). Gene Ontology annotation, cellular component: membrane; neuronal cell body; voltage-gated calcium channel complex. Lineage: Eukaryota; Metazoa; Chordata; Mammalia; Rodentia; Chinchillidae. The record is from RefSeq and is a predicted model, not a curated record. Gene Ontology annotation, molecular function: high voltage-gated calcium channel activity. Gene Ontology annotation, biological process: chemical synaptic transmission; calcium ion import across plasma membrane.
CAGCCGGGGCCGCGCGCGUGCUGGCUCCGGGGAGGCGGGCGCCUCGCAGGUGCCGGCCCUGCAGGCUCUGCCGCGUCUGCCCGGCCGGCCCCUCACGCUGCCCCUCUGCUCUCUCCUAGCCGCCUCCUCCCGCUGCGGGGCACAGAAGAGCCUGAGGUUUCCGGGCGAGGCCCAUGGAGGUCGCCGUCCCCAAGGGUCCCUGACCCGAUGCUCGCCCCUCUCAGUCACCAUGGCGCCCUGCGGGACGCGGCGCCCCGGCGGAUGAGCAGCGGCCUCGAAGGGCGCCCCCUGCGGCGGCGGGGCGGCGUGGUGGACCACCGCGAUGUCAUCUUGGCCCACCAGGCGCACAAGACGCACAGCACGGCGCAGGCGCGGAGGAAGGAGUGGGAGCGGAGCCGGGGGUCCCCGGCCCGGCGCGCAGCCCGGGGCGCAGAGGGUGUACAAGCAGUCGAUGGCGCAGAGGGCGCGCACCAUGGCCCUCUACAACCCCAUCCCCGUCCGCCAGAACUGCCUCACGGUCAACCGCUCCCUGUUCCUCUUCAGCGAGGACAACGUGGUGAGGAAAUACGCCAAAAAGAUCACCGAAUGGCCUCCCUUUGAAUACAUGAUUUUAGCCACCAUUAUAGCGAACUGUAUCGUCCUCGCCCUGGAGCAGCACCUGCCGGACGACGACAAGACCCCAAUGUCGGAGCGACUGGAUGACACAGAGCCGUACUUCAUUGGAAUUUUUUGCUUCGAAGCUGGGAUUAAGAUCAUUGCUCUUGGGUUUGCCUUCCACAAAGGCUCUUACCUGAGGAACGGUUGGAACGUGAUGGAUUUUGUGGUGGUGCUAACAGGCAUCUUGGCGACGGUCGGGACGGAGUUUGACCUGCGGACGCUGCGAGCGGUUCGGGUGCUGCGGCCGCUCAAGCUGGUGUCGGGAAUCCCAAGUUUACAAGUCGUCCUGAAGUCGAUCAUGAAGGCGAUGAUCCCUCUGCUGCAGAUCGGCCUCCUCCUAUUUUUUGCAAUCCUUAUUUUUGCAAUCAUAGGGUUAGAAUUUUAUAUGGGAAAAUUUCAUACCACCUGCUUUGAAGAGGGGACAGAUGACAUCCAGGGUGAGUCCCCGGCUCCGUGCGGGACAGAGGAACCCGCCCGCACCUGUCCCAAUGGGACCAAAUGCCAGCCGUACUGGGAAGGGCCCAACAACGGGAUCACUCAGUUCGACAACAUCCUGUUCGCCGUGCUGACCGUCUUUCAGUGCAUCACCAUGGAAGGCUGGACCGAUCUCCUCUACAAUAGCAACGAUGCCUCAGGGAACACUUGGAACUGGUUGUACUUCAUCCCCCUCAUCAUCAUCGGCUCCUUUUUUAUGCUGAACCUCGUGCUGGGUGUGCUAUCAGGAGAGUUUGCCAAAGAAAGAGAACGGGUAGAAAACCGACGGGCUUUUCUGAAGCUGAGGCGGCAACAACAGAUAGAACGCGAGCUCAAUGGGUACAUGGAGUGGAUCUCAAAAGCAGAAGAGGUGAUCCUCGCAGAAGACGAGACCGACGUGGAGCAGAGGCAUCCCUUUGAUGCUCUGCGGAGAGCCACUAUAAAGAAAAGUAAGACAGACCUGCUGAACCCAGAAGAGGCUGAGGAUCAGCUGGCCGACAUCGCCUCUGUGGGGUCUCCCUUUGCCCGAGCCAGCAUUAAAAGUGCCAAGCUGGAGAACUCAACUUUUUUUCACAAAAAGGAGAGGAGGAUGCGUUUCUACAUCCGCCGCAUGGUCAAAACUCAGGCCUUCUACUGGACUGUGCUCAGUCUGGUAGCCCUCAACACGCUGUGCGUUGCUAUUGUCCACUACAACCAGCCCGACUGGCUCUCUGACUUCCUCUACUAUGCAGAAUUCAUUUUCUUAGGACUCUUUAUGUCCGAAAUGUUUAUAAAAAUGUACGGGCUUGGGACGCGGCCUUACUUCCACUCUUCCUUCAACUGCUUUGACUGUGGGGUUAUCAUCGGGAGCAUCUUCGAAGUCAUCUGGGCUGUCAUCAAACCUGGCACUUCCUUUGGGAUCAGUGUGUUACGAGCUCUCAGGUUACUGCGUAUUUUCAAAGUCACAAAGUACUGGGCGUCUCUCAGAAACCUGGUCGUCUCUCUCCUCAACUCCAUGAAAUCCAUCAUCAGCCUGCUGUUCCUUCUCUUCCUCUUCAUCGUCGUCUUUGCCCUUCUGGGAAUGCAGCUCUUCGGCGGCCAGUUUAAUUUCGAUGAAGGGACUCCUCCUACCAACUUUGAUACCUUCCCUGCAGCAAUAAUGACAGUGUUUCAGAUCCUGACGGGCGAGGACUGGAACGAGGUCAUGUACGACGGGAUCAAGUCCCAGGGCGGUGUGCAGGGCGGCAUGGUGUUCUCCAUCUACUUCAUCGUGCUCACACUCUUCGGGAACUACACCCUGCUGAACGUGUUCCUCGCCAUCGCUGUGGACAACCUGGCCAACGCCCAGGAGCUCACCAAGGAUGAACAAGAAGAGGAGGAGGCAGCCAACCAGAAACUUGCUCUACAGAAAGCCAAGGAGGUGGCGGAAGUGAGUCCCCUGUCCGCGGCCAACAUGUCCAUAGCUGUGAAGGAGCAGCAGAAGAACCAAAAGCCGGCCAAGUCUGUGUGGGAGCAGCGCACGAGCGAGAUGCGCAAGCAGAACCUGCUGGCCAGCCGCGAGGCGCUGUACGGCUGCGAGCUGGACGCCGACGAGCGCUGGAAGGCCGCGUACGCGCGCCACCUGCGGCCCGACGUGAAGACGCACCUGGACCGGCCGCUGGUGGUGGACCCGCAGGAGAACCGCAACAACAACACCAACAAGAGCCGCGCGCCCCCACUGCUUCCUCUCUUCCCUUCUCCCUGCCCUGGUGCCCUCCACAGUGGCAACAGCAAAGGAAAGGACAUCAACACAAUUAAAUCUCUCCGAGUCCUCCGGGUGCUACGACCACUCAAAACCAUCAAGCGGUUGCCGAAGCUCAAGGCUGUGUUUGACUGUGUGGUGAAUUCACUCAAGAACGUCUUCAACAUCCUCAUCGUCUACAUGCUCUUCAUGUUCAUCUUCGCGGUGGUGGCCGUGCAGCUCUUCAAGGGGAAGUUUUUCCACUGUACCGACGAGUCCAAGGAGUUUGAGAAGGAUUGCCGCGGCAAGUACCUCCUGUAUGAGAAAAACGAGGUGAAGGCCCGGGACCGGGAGUGGAAGAAGUAUGAGUUCCAUUACGACAACGUGCUCUGGGCCCUGCUAACGCUCUUCACGGUGUCCACAGGAGAAGGAUGGCCGCAGGUCCUCAAGCACUCCGUGGACGCCACCUUUGAGAACCAGGGCCCCAGCCCUGGCUACCGCAUGGAAAUGUCCAUCUUCUAUGUCGUCUACUUUGUGGUUUUUCCCUUUUUCUUCGUCAACAUCUUUGUGGCCUUGAUCAUCAUCACCUUCCAGGAGCAAGGGGACAAGAUGAUGGAGGAGUACAGCCUGGAGAAAAAUGAGAGAGCCUGCAUCGACUUCGCCAUCAGUGCCAAACCGCUGACCCGGCACAUGCCGCAGAACAAGCAGAGCUUCCAGUACCGCAUGUGGCAGUUCGUGGUGUCCCCCCCGUUCGAGUACACCAUCAUGGCCAUGAUUGCCCUCAACACCAUUGUGCUGAUGAUGAAGUUCUAUGGAGCCUCAGUUGCUUAUGAAAAUGCCCUGAGAGUGUUCAACAUUGUCUUCACCUCCCUUUUCUCUCUGGAAUGUGUGCUCAAAGUCAUGGCCUUUGGGAUUCUGAAUUAUUUCCGCGAUGCCUGGAACAUCUUCGACUUUGUGACUGUCCUGGGCAGCAUCACAGACAUCCUCGUGACGGAGUUUGGGAAUCCGAAUAACUUCAUCAACCUGAGCUUCCUCCGCCUCUUCCGGGCUGCCCGGCUCAUCAAGCUCCUCCGUCAGGGGUACACCAUCCGCAUUCUCCUCUGGACCUUCGUGCAGUCCUUCAAGGCCCUGCCCUAUGUCUGUCUGCUCAUUGCCAUGCUUUUCUUCAUCUACGCCAUCAUCGGCAUGCAGGUAUUUGGCAACAUUGGCAUAGAUGUGGAGGACGAAGACAGUGACGAGGAUGAGUUCCAAAUCACUGAGCACAACAACUUCCGGACCUUCUUUCAGGCCCUCAUGCUUCUCUUCCGGAGCGCCACCGGGGAAGCCUGGCACAACAUCAUGCUGUCCUGCCUGAGCGGGAAGCCGUGCGAUAAGAACUCCGGGAUCCUGACUGCAGACUGCGGCAAUGAAUUCGCAUACUUUUACUUCGUCUCCUUCAUCUUCCUCUGCUCAUUUCUGAUGCUGAACCUCUUCGUAGCGGUCAUCAUGGACAACUUUGAGUACCUUACCCGAGACUCCUCCAUCCUGGGACCCCACCACCUGGACGAGUAUGUGCGUGUCUGGGCCGAGUACGACCCUGCAGCUUGGGGCCGCAUGCCAUACCCGGACAUGUAUCAGAUGCUGAGACACAUGUCCCCUCCCCUGGGGCUGGGGAAGAAGUGUCCGGCCAGAGUGGCGUACAAGAGGCUCCUGCGGAUGGACCUGCCCGUGGCGGAUGACAACACUGUCCAUUUCAAUUCCACCCUCAUGGCACUGAUCCGCACAGCCCUGGACAUCAAGAUCGCCAAGGGCGGUGCCGACAAACAGCAAAUGGACGCCGAGCUGCGGAAGGAGAUGAUGGCCAUUUGGCCCAACCUGUCGCAGAAGACGCUGGACCUGCUGGUCACCCCGCACAAGUCCACGGACCUGACGGUGGGGAAGAUCUACGCGGCCAUGAUGAUCAUGGAGUACUACCGGCAGAGCAAGGCCAAGAAGCUGCAGGCCAUGCGCGAGGAGCAGAACCGGACACCACUCAUGUUCCAGCGCAUGGAGCCCCCGUCCCCGACGCAGGAGGGGGGACCUGGCCAGAACGCCCUCCCCUCCACCCAGCUGGACCCUGGCAGAGGCCUGAUGGCUCACGACAGCGGCAUGAGGGAGAGCCCGUCCUGGGUGACCCAGCGGGCACAGGAGAUGUUCCAGAAGACUGGCGCCUGGAGCCCGGAGCGCGGGCCCCCCUCUGACCUGCCGCACAGCCAGCCCAACCCACAGGCGGUGGAGAUGCGAGAGAUGGGCGCCGAGGGCUACUCCGACAGCGAGCACUACCUCCCCAUGGAGGGCCAGGCCCGGGCCGCCUCCAUGCCCCGGCUCCCCGCCGAGAACCAGAGAAGGGGCCGGCCACGUGGGAGUAACCUCAGUACCAUCUCCGACACCAGCCCCAUGAAGCGCUCAGCCUCUGUGCUGGGGCCCAAGGUGCGACGCCUGGAUGACUACUCCCUGGAGCGGGUCCCGCCCGAGGACAACCAGAGGCACCACCAGCGCCGCCGUGACCGCGGCCACCGGGCCUCAGAGCGCUCCCUGGGCCGAUACACUGACGUAGACACAGGCUUGGGGACAGACCUGAGCAUGACCACCCAGUCUGGGGAACUGCCAUCUAAAGAGCGGGACCAGGACCGGGGCCGGCCCAAGGACAGGAAGCACCGGCAGCACCACCACCACCACCACCACCACCACCCGCCCCCCGACAAGGAGCGCUACGGCCCCGAGCGGGAGCGGCCGGACCACAGCCGCGCCCGCGCCCGCGACCAGCACUGGUCCCGCUCGCCCAGCGAGGGCCGGGAGCACAUGGCCCACCGGCAGGGCAGUAGUUCUGUAAGUGGAAGCCCAGCCCCCUCAACGUCUGGUACCAGCACUCCACGGCGGGGACGCCGCCAGCUCCCCCAGACCCCCCCCACCCCCCGGCCACACGUGUCCUACUCCCCUGUGAUCCGUAAGGCCGGCGCCUCGGGGCCCCCACAGCAGCCGCAGCAGGUAGUGGCCAGGCCAGGCCGGGCAGCCACCAGCGGCCCACGGAGGUACCCGGGCCCCGUGGCCGAGCCUCUGGCCAGGGAGCGGCCACCCACGGGCGGUCACGGCAGCAGCCGAUCACCUGGCAUGGAGCGGCGAGCCCCUGGUCCAGCCUGGAGCGAGUCCCCCAGAACCUGUCGCCACGGAGGGGCCCGGUGGCCAGCGUCCGGCCCGCACGUGUCCGAGGGUCCCCGGCACCACAGCUACUACCGGGGCUCUGACUAUGAUGAGGCCGAUGGCCCGGGCAGCGGCGGCCUCGGCGAGGAGGCCAUGGCCGGGCCCUAUGAUGUGCCACCCCCCACACGACACCCGUCCUCGGGCGCCGCCGGGCGAUCGCCCAGGACUCCCCGGGCCGCAGGCCCGGCCUGCACCUCGCCUUCCCGGCACGGCCGGAGACUCCCCAACGGCUAUUACGCGGUCCACGGACUGGCCAGGCCUGGAGGGCCCGGCUCCCGGAAAGGCCUGCACGAACCCUACAGCGAAAGUGACGACGAUUGGUGCUAAGUCCGGGCGAGGUGGCACCGUCCCCCGCCCGGCUCCCCCAUGCACCCCACGCACACACCCCACCAGGAGACCGUCCCCACCCAACACCCCGGGUGCAGGAGAGAACCCGCCAGCGACGGAGACCCGAGACUCUGGAGGGGCCGGGGGUUCCCAGAGCACCCCCCCAGGCCAGAACAGACCCUCCUGGGCAUUGGGUGUCCCCCGCCCCAGCCUCAACCUCCCCCCUGUGACGGGGGUCUGGGGCGGGCAACAGACAGACCGACUACACAGCCAAGGGAUUCGAAUUCACUCAGCUCUUUUUGGAUAACUUUGGGGAAAAUGGAAAAAUAUAUAUAUAUAAAACAAUAACAUUUUUAAAGAAAAACCGAGGAGAAAAAAAAAUAGCUUCUAUUGAUGAGUUUUAUCAUCUCAGUCGAAUCUUUCCUUUCCCUGGCGAGCGAGCAAGGAAGCUGGUGGCUGCCGUGGCAGAGGAGCCACGGGGAGGUGGAGGCGAAGGCAGUGAGCCCAGCACCCAGACCGGACACACCCCACACGCGUCUCAGACCAGGAGUGCUUGCUGGUGAUACGAACCCUACUAUUACUGCCUGCAGAAAUCAGUUUAAAAGAGAAAUCAUCAUAAUAAACAAUUUUAAAAAGGACAAAAAAAUUAAUGAUUGAGAAAAAAGAAGCAUUUUUUCUGACAUUUGAUCUUGCUUGAAAUAACAAAAGAAGAGAAAAAAAGAAAAAAAAAAAAGACCACCACCACCGAUUCCUUUGCUUCUCUUUUCCCUUUUUUUUUUUUCUUUUUUAUUUUUUUAUUUUAUUUUAUUUUUUCCUACCUUGUUUGAAAACCGUGGGCUUGGGACUGUGAAUUAUUGCAUGACAUUAAAAAAGAAAAAAAAAUAAUAAAAAAAAAGUUGAACCCAA